AUGGAUUUCUCCAAGCACAGAAAACCGUCCCUGCCUCGGCUGGCCACCAACCUGACUUCCACCGGGCGUUCACGCUCCACUGCAUCGUUACCUGUCUUGGUCUCCAAGCCACUGCAGAACAUAAACGUGGAGAAACCCACUCUUCAGCCUACUUUGUUUCCUGAAAACAACGAAGAUGACGAGAACGCUCCCCCCACCGUGCACUAUGCCCCGGCUGACUCUCGGACGCUCUACGUGACCCAGAAGAGUGCCGAGAACGAGCCCGUCGUUUCUCAGCUGAAAACUCUCUACUACGAGGACGCAUUCACCACGCGAGGCUCGCACAAUUCUCCCAAAGAGCGGGUUGGUCAAGACUCGGUGGUCGUUGCAGAGCUGAAAACCAACUGGAAAGCUGCAGAUGACAGCCCCAAGGAUGGCGCCACCAAGCUGGUUGAGGAUCUCGCCCUGCAUCUUGCCCAAGUCUACCAGAGGCCUGAAAGCUCGAUGAUGGUAACGAUCCAGCAGGACGUCUGCCUUCUCUUUGGCAAUGCAUCAGUGCCAGCCUACCUGCUGAAGAUCUACGCUCUGCCACACCUGAUUGCGCCAACAAUCAAUCUCCGCAACACCGCUCUCAUCCAGAAUGCCCUUCUGGAACUACUGGGUGCGGCACCGGACCAGGGCGUGAUCAUCUACCUCCCGAUCCAGGAAGACAAUCUUGCAACGAAUGGAGUGACGGCGCACGGAGAGAUCACUCGUCUGCAACGCCUUUCUCAGGAUGAAAACCCUGGUCUCUUUAGGACUCUGUCGCGAUCCAUGAGCCGUCGUUUGAAGUCGGGCAGCGGCCACAGUCAACCAACUCUCAUCAUCCCUGCUGUUCAGAGCCCUGUCUCGCCCGCUGUGCCCGAGAUCUUACCAGAUCCUAUCUCUGCUGCAGAAGAGGUAAAGUUGAUCGUGUUGCCCAAAGACCAGCAUUCUCCCCGUGGCCGAAAACGAGAUAGCGUCAGGGACAAAGUUUUUAAUCGUCUGCGUUUCCAUGAUUAUCUGUCGUCCCAGGUGAAGGAGAAGGCAGCUGAACUUGAAGGCGAAGAGUGA
This is a messenger RNA of Penicillium lagena, 1071 nucleotides long. RefSeq names its product MIF domain protein. Bases 1 to 1071 code for a protein of 356 amino acids. The record is from RefSeq and is a predicted model, not a curated record. The transcript is spliced from 2 exons. NCBI's taxonomy places the organism in Eukaryota, Fungi, Ascomycota, Eurotiomycetes, Eurotiales, Aspergillaceae. Gene Ontology annotation, molecular function: phenylpyruvate tautomerase activity.